Molecule: messenger RNA, 4061 nt
Organism: Petromyzon marinus (sea lamprey)
Lineage: Eukaryota; Metazoa; Chordata; Hyperoartia; Petromyzontiformes; Petromyzontidae
Gene: NCDN
Product: neurochondrin
Biological process (GO): neuron projection development; intein-mediated protein splicing; regulation of neuronal synaptic plasticity
Cellular component (GO): dendrite
Source: RefSeq, a predicted model, not a curated record
GGGGCCCUGGAACGAGCAUCGCUCCACGUGACCCCCGCUAGGCCUGCAGCCUGGCGGCCAUCUUACCUAGGGCCCUGCAAGCGUGCCGGGACCGCGCGCGCCCAGGAGGGUGAAACUUUAAGAACUUCACGCUCUUAUUUGUUUAUUGUAACGAGUGCAAACCCUUUUUUUGUCGACGACACAUUUUUUAAAAACAUUACAUCCCUUAAAAUCACGGCAUUGCCUCGCGACUCUCUUUGCUACAUGAUGAGGAGGGGAGAAAGGCUCGUGAAGGACGCUACUACUACUGGGCAGAUGUAGGCAGUCACCCUCCAGCUAGCAAGGUUAUGAGUGCAAAGGAGAGUGACGCUCACAACAACGAGCGGAGCGCGCCGGGCGACGAAAACGCAGCAAGUUGGCACAGUAGGGGGCACAGGUGGUCGUGCAUCUGACAGUCAACAUAUGGCACCUGGUUGCGUUGAUUUGACUGGAAAACUGUUGAGAAAAAAUCAACAAUGCUGAAAGUAAGGGACGCAAGGUUGUCUGGCGACGAGAGAGUUGAUGACGGUGGCCAUGAGAGUAAACCUUGUGAGGAUAACGACGAUCUUAGUUCAUCAAUGCAGCGAUGUCUGAAUGCUCUGAGGGAAGCGAGGAAUGACAGCGAACAGUUUGCAGCGUUGCUCCUGGUGACAAAGAUGCUUGCCGUGGAAAACACCAACGCAAAAAAGCGACGGAGAAUUUUUGACGCCAUCGGAUUCACAUUUAUAAACAGACUUCUGUUACCAUCUGCGGCGUCUAAUGUGUCCACUGUAAAUGAAUAUCGAUCGCUGGGAAUUGCUAUAUUGGCAUGUUUUUGCACCGAUUCUGAGCUCGUGUUGAAUUCACAAGUUCUCAACAAAGUUCAUAUUUUAGGCGAGAUUCUGGCACUGGAUCAGCCACAUGAAGAAUCUGAAGACCUUAACCUGUACAGGUCGGUGGUCGACGAUUGUUAUCAGUGCUAUCAAGGAAUAAUUGCAGCACCAGGGGGCUUUAACCACUUGCUCACCGAAGAAGUACUGUCUGCAUUGUGCAAUGUUUUGGUGAGGAAGUCUCAUUCUUGGGAAAAGGGCCUUCAGCUCCUUAUUCACUUGCUAAAUGCACGAUCUUCAGAAUGCUGGGCGAAGGCCGAAGAAAACCUCUCCAAAGUCUUGAAGCACUUUUGUGUGCAGUUUGCAAAUUCUAACGAUGGCAAUAAAUUUGACGUUUGCGAGCUCCUUCCCAAUUUUCUGCCACCCUUGGAAAUCUUUCAGAAGUGCACGCAGUGCUCCGAAUGUUUCCGGACUAUACACGCGGAACUAUUCGGCAUCCUCAACAGCAAGAUUUCUGGUGCUCAGAGAGACCCUGCCCUGAAACUGGCCUCUGCUAUGAUAAAUCUCUACAGCUUGGAUUGGAUUCUGCCCGGAAACAAAUCCGCAAAGGAUACGUUCUUCGCGCUGAUCGUCAAUCUCGCGUGCAUCGAAGUCCGUAUGUGCCUUGAGGACACCGAUUCCGCGACGGUAGCUAACAAGCACGCGAUUUUGAUUGCUUGUUACAGCAUUCUGGAAAAUGCCGUUGAGCUGCUCACCACAGCGGAACACCAGUUCAGCAGAGUGUGGUGCAACCAGAUCGUCACGAAGAUGGAAGAGGCCUUUUCCGCAGUGAUUUAUUACCUAAAGCAGCAGGUUCUGGAAGAGUGGAUUGGAGACAGCUUUGUGUUUGCUUCAGUUCGUGUGCUUGGAUCAUGGAUGGCGGAGGAGAACCUGACUCUCAAAAAGGAGAUUAUGGAAAUCAUUCCGUCCUUAAUGCAGUACUGCUGGAAAAUGCAAGACAAUGAAGCGGAGCCAGCGGCCAAGACAGUCGAGCAAAACCCCCGUCAGUUUGUCGGUGAUCGGACCGUUGAUCCACUUAGGUUUCUGCUUCCAGGAUUGUGUCACCUAACGGCAGAAGACGAUGCACGGAAGCUGCUCUUGGAACAGAACCUCCACGUCCUCCUGAGACUCUCAUUCCAGAGACAGUGGGAGCUUUUCAAACGUCUCAUGUCAGAUGAAGAAUUGCAGACGUAUCCGGACGUUGAAAUGACCCUUCGCUAUCAGUGCAGCAUCUUUUUAAACCUCGUCGUAACCGAACCCCAGUUUGUGAAGACUGAUGAAAACUUUGCAUCAUUGCUGACCCUGUUGAUGGAUGCUUUGCCAUUGGUGAUUGGCAGAGAUUGCCUAUUGAUCCUUGCUGGAAAUGUGUGUGCACUGAGCCUGAUGCUGAUCAGAGUGUUAGACAUCCCCGCUCUUUCCAAAGCGACGUCGCAACAGUUCUUCACAGCGGUCAUUGAAUUUAUUUCCAAACCGUACCUGCUACAGAAGAGCACUGUGGAUGGAGAGCAGAGUGUGGUAGUCAUGAGGAGUGGUUACAAAGAGUGCUGGGAGGAUAUUUCAGAGUUGUGGUUUCUGGGCAUGCAAGGGCUCGGUGCUUGCUUGGCACGUUUAGAAUGGCUGCCGCUUGUGCUGCUUGAUUCUGGAUGGCUGCUCGAGAUUCUACAGCUUCUGGCCAAUGCCGAGACGAAACAAGUGGCCCCGGAUCUCCUGCAGUCCUUCCAGAGUCUGUUGACAGAAACGAGUCUCCGGAGCAGCCGCUGCAAAGACUUUGUUCUGCAACAUGCUGGCAGACAAUUGAGUGAUCGUUACAAUAUGGAUUCGCUUAAAAAAGCGCUCGAUCACUGAUAGAUAACGCAACUGUAUCUUAAACAAAAAAAACUUGUUACUGGAUUUCAAAAUCACUGGUUAUUACUGCGGUAUUAUGUACGUUAAACUUCCUUCACACCACACGUAGUCAACUGUGCUAAUUGGAGGUGCGGUUAAAUUGGUACUGUAAGAAUACGUGCCGUGUGCUUCACAAUGGACAUUCAAAAUCCCGUGAAGUCAAUCGCAAGCGUAGGCCCCAAUGUGCAGGCGUCAUAGUCCAUUGUUGCCAAAUAUCAAAAAUGACCUGCAAAAUUACUACGUUUUGGGAGCCAGGACCCUUCCAAAAAGAAUCGUGAGACUCGGAGAGGUUUUCCCAGAUAAACAAUCAUACCAAUAAUAAAUAAGUGCUGGGGUGUUUUUGUAAAAAAAAAACAUUGUCGACAAUGGUAUCGAUCAAAAAAAUGUAUCCUAACGAGCAGAAUAAAGAUGUUUUCACACUUCAUAUCUUUUCUCUUCGAUGUAUUUGUAUUUAGCGGAUGAGAAACAAAGUGAUAUGUUUCAUUUGAGAAGACUUAGCAUUUUACAUCUCUGCUGGCUUCUGCCAAUAACGUCCUACCCUGCUGCACCUUUGCUCCGAUUUCUGCAUGUUUUGCCACAAGUACAUGUGGUUAAUGCAGACUUGAUGCCUUGCAAAAGUUAUCUGGUGUAAAACCUAUUUAUCAUUCCUGCUUGUGCUUGCACACUCUCCUCGCACUUACCUGUCGUCCUCACCCAAGCAUCUUUUGAUUCACUUCUCUAACCCCCAUCUCUUGCUUCGUUGGUUUGCGCACUAAUACACUCAUGCCUCGUUAGAAUUGAGGAGUUCUGCUGCUGCUGCCUCAACUAAUGCCAUCACAGGGUGUAUAGCUUUACCGAGUCAACGCUAGUCACGAUUAUUCAAGUUUAUUUUGUUCAAGCAGAUGACAACUCAGAGACACAGGGGAAGUCUCACUUGCAAGAGACCUGGGUGACUAAAUCACAAAACAAAGUACAACAAAAUUCAGCGAAUGUAAAUCGGAGCAAAAUUUACCAAAUAGAAAUCGGAGCAAAAACAACUUGAGAAAAUUGAAAAUAGUGCACACACAGAAAUUAAACUAAAUUUUCCUAGAAUGAAAGUUGGUUUGGGAUAAAUUACUUUUUAAGAAAGUUCGUAGUAAAAUUACAUAAAAGUUCUCAAUCCUCGAGGUCACUCCCUCGCUUCACUCUUCUACAAUAACUGGGUUGUGGUCUAAACCGAUAUCUGCAACCUUGGGUACAAUGUAAUCAAUUUGUUUAAAAUCGUAUGAUUUUUUACUUCAUUUUAUACAUUGUAAUAUGCUUUAUAUUUGAUGCAGUAAAAGUAUGGGUCAA